Drosophila montana is the source of this 1793-nucleotide messenger RNA. RefSeq names its product 5'-3' exonuclease PLD3. Gene Ontology annotation, molecular function: catalytic activity. Lineage: Eukaryota; Metazoa; Arthropoda; Insecta; Diptera; Drosophilidae. The record is from RefSeq and is a predicted model, not a curated record. The coding region runs from base 143 to 1675 and encodes 510 amino acids. The transcript has 2 exons.
CACUGCUUUUAUGUUUUGUUUGCGUGGGUGGAUGGGCGGGUUUGCGCCCAUUUGUUACAACUGUGCGAAUAAUAUAUUAGUUGGAAAAACAUAAAUUAGAACUAUCCAGAAAUGUGCGGUCAUUUGGCUGCUUGGCAUUGCAAUGUCGGAUCGUCGUAAACGUGGUUGUAUGCCCGAAGUAACUGUAGAUUAUCACGCAGUGCCGUUACAUGGGAAUCCAACGGAAAAUCUCAAUCGAAAUUCAAACUCAACGUCAACGACUACGUCAUGCUGCAGGCGUCCCGCGGCUGCUGCGGCAGAGCAAAACUCCUUAUGCUGUAGUCAUGGCUAUAUUAUACCCGUGUUCAUAUUGUUUGUGCUUGUUCUAAUUGUACUGCUGUUGCCUUGGGAAACAUUAAAUGGCCAUAUGGACGAAACUACCCCCGUCGAAAAGCCGUUGCCUUGUCAACUCCAGCUGGUGGAGACGAUACCAAUUGGCUUGAACUACUCGCACGAUAGUCCCAAAUUUAUGAGCACCUUCGAGGCGUGGCAGUUGCUGCUGACCAAAGCAAAGGCGACGAUAGACAUAGCUGCUCCGUACUGGACAUUGCGUGGGGUGGAUGUGAAUGACACAAGCACCCAUCUGGGUGAGCAGCUAUUCCAGCGCUUGCUCUCGAAUGGGGACCCGGGCAAGCCCAAGUUACGCAUACGCAUUGCGCUGAACAAAAGCCUGGAGAGCUCGUGGCAUGCGGAUGCCCGAAUCUUUGCCAACUAUGGCGCCGCUCAAGUGGUGGCCGUCAAGCUGGCCAAUGAGGGUGGUGCCUUGCACACAAAGCUCUGGAUUGUGGAUGGACAGCAUUUCUAUUUGGGCAGCGCAAACAUGGACUGGCGCUCGUUGACCCAAGUCAAGGAGCUGGGCGUCCUUGCCCAGAACUGUCCGCAGCUGGCUCGCGAUUUGUCCAAGAUCUUCAAGGCCUACUGGCAGCUGGGCAGCGAUAAGGAUGCACUCAUGCCCAAGCCGUGGCCAUGGUCCUAUUAUACCACAUACAAUCUACGUCAGCCCAUGCUCAUCCGCGUCAACAGAAACUAUACCAUGCGUGCCUAUAUAUCCAGUGCACCGCCGCCGCUAACGGCCAGCGGACGUACCCAUGAUCUGGAUGCCAUCUUAAACUGCAUAGAUACGGCUCUGGAAUUUGUGCAUAUCGCUGUCAUGGACUACUAUCCGCUGAUUUUGCUGGGCGGCAAAUUGGAGUUUUGGCCGCCCAUUGAUAACGCUCUACGAAAAGCAGCCGUGGAGCGUGGCGUGACCAUCAAGCUGUUGAUAUCGUGGUGGAAGCAUUCGGAUCCCAACGAGGAUAACUACCUGCGUUCGCUGCAGGAGUUGUCCACUCUCAACCACCAAGUAGAUAUACAAAUUCGCCGUUUUAUUGUGCCUUCGGAUGAGCAGCAGCUGAAGAUACCCUUUGCCCGUGUCAAUCACAAUGCCUACAUGGUCACCGAGCGAGUUGCGUAUAUAGGCACCUCCAACUGGUCGGGCGAGUAUUUCACCCACACGGCUGGCGUCGGUCUGGUCCUGGCCGAUGUGGACUUUGAAAACGAAACGCAACACACUUUGCGCUCGGAUGUUUUAGAUGUUUUUGCAAGGGAUUGGCAUAGUCCGUAUGCGCUGCCGCUGAAAUAUAAUUUGCGUCUUUGAGUUUUUAAUGUUAAAUAUUUAAAUUUUGCGCGCGCUCGUUUCGCCGCGCUGUUGUUUUACAACACUGCCACAUUAAGCUGCUGCAUGUCAUAACAAUUAGUCACAUCCAACCUCAAUU